AUGGCGCCCUCCACCAGAACCAAAGCCCGUCAUGGUGCGACUACUACUGGCACUACAGGCCCCACUGUGUCCGACAGCUCUGUCAUGCGCACACGCAGUGGUAUUGCUAUCAACCCCCCUGCCGACCAACAUAAUAAGCGCAAAAGACGUACUAUCCAGCAGCUCUCUCCUGUUCCGGAUAAUAUCCUUGCCCGCCCUCGCAAACCAAAAGUAAAACCUUCAGUAGACUCAGUUCUUUCUGAUAUGCAGUUGAAAAGCGACUGUGCCCCAGCAGCCUCUGCCACCGAUGAUGAAGAUGAUGGCAUGGGCAAUGUUGGCGACAAUGAUAACCACGACAUUAACCCUAACGAAGGCAAUGACCAGGCUGAUGAAGACCAGGCUGAUGAAGGCAAUGAUGAGGAAGGCAAGGAUGAGGAAGAUGAGGAUGAGGAGAAUCAGGACUCCGGGCAUGCAAUGACUUCACCAGAUAAUAUAGAAAGUGACAACAACAUCAAGGAUACAGACAAUGAUGAGAAUAACGAGGACCGAGGACACACAAAGACUUCACCAGUCAGGAGACAUCGGGCCCGAAAGGUCAAGACAAUCAACUACAAUUUCAAUGACGGUUCUCCGACCUCUUCGUCAGACAGCAGCUACACUUCUUCCCGCGCAAAACAAGAACACCCCGCAAGAUCUGAUCAAGUUUCCACCCACGAGUCAGAUGCAGACAAAGACCUCGACCACAACAGUCCAUCUUCACCGCCUGCUAAGCGCAGGAAGACGUCUUCAGCAGUCAAUAUUACCUCAGCCAACACCAUUCGCUUGACAACCAUUCACAACAAGCAUGUUCAUCCAUCUAUUUCACAUUCAGCUGACAACCACACUCCUGCCAGCAUAGUUUUUGGCCCUACACCAGACAACGAGCCCACUGAGAAUGGAGAAGAACUCUCAGGCAAUAUAAAGCGAGGCUGGCUAUGUCAGGAGGGCAUUGAUGAGGCUCAGGAACUUGGACGCAAAACAGCAGAAGAAGCUCGGGUCAUUGGCGUCAAGUACGGCAAGUCCGCACGCGCUAUUCUUAUUGAGGCUGGCCUAUCUAUCAAGCAUUCCCGAUCAGAGUCUGAUUGGAAUGCCCACCAACACUGGUUCAUGGAUAAUAACCCUCACGAGGAUAAAGAAUCUAUUGUUGACUGGAAAGAACAUCAACACACACAUUAUCAUGCAAUGGGCAAGGAUGAUGAACAGUGGGACACAAUUCGCAACUAUAGCAUCACUGGCGGCAAUAUUGAUCAAUCGCGCGCAAAGACCAUCUUGUCAAUGAGGGAGGACAUCGCAAGAAAGUUGUCUGCUUAUUCUCGCCUUGAAGGAGUCGAGGCCGUUGGUUGUAUAUUUGACACCACACAAGAUGAGGCUGCUCGACAGGCAUCCGGCUUCGUCGCAGGCUCCAACCUCAUAGUCAAGUUGAUUAAUGAGCAUCAACUGGAUGCUCGCGCAAUUUUAGAUUGGGUCGUGACAGCAACAAAAGCGAAAGGCUACAACAUAUCCAUUCCGCAGUUUAUGGGGGGAGAGGAUAUGGCCAAUCAUGGUACUCAAGAAAACGUGUGGGUACUCAAGUUUUUCAACAUUAAACAAUUUACCAAAGUCUGCUCCAAUAGCGAAGUUUGGUACAAGUUCAUGAUCAAGAACUGGCCUGAUGAUGUUACCCCCAUUGGUCCUGAAUUCAACCCUCAUAACCUCAGUUCACAGCAUCUCAAGCUGCUCAUCGUCCCUUUCAUCAAGCACAAAGCACAUUCCUACUACGAGGCAGAACUCCGGACCAAAGCUGAGAACUUGUUUGAGAUAGAGAAAAAGAAGUCAAAGGGGAAGCGCCGAGGUCAGGAGCGCACUGUGGAGGAUGUCAUUAAUGAAUUAGAUGUUGAUGCACCUGAGAUCAAGUUCGCAGCUUGGCCAGAUGAAUGUCUCAAGCAGCUCAGUGAUGAGGUGCCGGAGAUGUUUGACAUCCCCUUGGUGACUAGUACCUUGGAUGUUGUGCUGCGCAAGCUGGUUGACUCUGCGAAAUUCAAGGCAUCUAUCCCUGAGGAUAUAAAUGCUGCCGGUGUCAUGCAUGUUAUGUGA
Molecule: messenger RNA, 2091 nt
Organism: Suillus fuscotomentosus
Lineage: Eukaryota; Fungi; Basidiomycota; Agaricomycetes; Boletales; Suillaceae
Exons: 12
Coding region: 1-2091 (696 amino acids)
Source: RefSeq, a predicted model, not a curated record